Messenger RNA from Insectozyma verbasci, 639 nucleotides. The record is from the annotation of a GenBank genome assembly. Lineage: Eukaryota; Fungi; Ascomycota; Pichiomycetes; Serinales; Debaryomycetaceae.
AUGUCAUUUGAAGAACAGAUCAUAUUUAAUAAAUUCAUAAGUCAGAUUUUAAAUAUCUUGAUUUAUUUUUCGAAGGAUAUAACGAUAAAUAACUAUCCAAAUAAUAUAAAAAGAAUCCCAACUACUACAACAAUAAGUACUACUAGUUCAUUAUUAAGUGAAAAUACUUCACUACUUUCCUUAAAGGCAAACACAAGAGAAAGAAUAGAUGAAGAUAGUUUUGAAUUUGAAGAAGAAGAAAAAGAAGAAGAAGAAGAGGAAGAAUUACAGAUUUCUAAGAAAUAUCCAGUUAGUCCAGAAAAUAAUAAAGAGGAAGUGACUACAUUGAGUGAGCCUACUAAAUUUAUAGUUGAUGAUUUUGUAGAUGAUAGUUAUGAUUAUUUAAAUUCAUUUGGAUUCUCACAGAAUGAAUCUGUUUAUGACGUAGAUGAAGUGGUUGAUAAUUUUGAUAAUAUGAGUAUAUUGAGUACUAAUACUAUGUUGAAGAGUAAAAAUUGGAAAAUUUUCAAUAAGAAAGAGAAAGGAUUGAAGAAAAAGGAUUCAAUGCAAAAUUUGAAUAUGAAAAGAAGUAAUAGUUUGAAGACGACAAAUACUAAAAAAUCGGUUAUUGAUGAUAGAGAAACGUGUGUAUUAAUGUAA